Molecule: messenger RNA, 1779 nt
Organism: Alnus glutinosa
Lineage: Eukaryota; Viridiplantae; Streptophyta; Magnoliopsida; Fagales; Betulaceae
Product: anthranilate phosphoribosyltransferase, chloroplastic-like
Exons: 10
Coding region: 227-1447 (406 amino acids)
Biological process (GO): L-tryptophan biosynthetic process
Cellular component (GO): cytosol
Molecular function (GO): anthranilate phosphoribosyltransferase activity
Source: RefSeq, a predicted model, not a curated record
UGAGAAGAUCCACCACGUCAGAGUUGGAAUUAUUGUACUUGUUGAAUACUGCCACUGGUCAGUUAUGGAAAGAAAGCAAUGGCGGAUUCUCAAAUCUCAAUUUCUCACCCCUCGUGCGUCCGUGCGCAGCACUGAAAUGAUAAGCCUCAACACCCCCAUUGCUUGAUUUUUACGAGAAAGCACAAAAAUUGAACAGUUUGGGUCUGUUUCAGAGGUUGCUUUGUAAAUGGCGGUCUCCUCUUACAAAUCCCCCAUCUCUUUCUCUUCUUUGACUUGCCGUCCCAGGCCUGGUCUUCGGAGCUGCUUGUUCACGCCGUCGAUUCUUCCCACGAAUCAGCGAAGAAAUUUAGCUACGAGCACUCUGGUCGCUGCUUUGCCUGUGGCUGUUUCUGAGAGUUCAACCCCACCAGUAACGUCUUUCAAUAAGUUGAUCGAGUCGCUGAUAAAUCGGGUGGACUUAUCGGAGUCUGAGGCCGAAGCUUCGCUGGAUUUUUUGCUGAAUGAUACCAAUGAGGCAUUGAUAAGUGCCUUUCUUGUGCUGCUGAGAGCCAAAGGAGAGACAUAUGAAGAGGUUGUGGGAUUGGCAAGGGCAAUGCUCAAGCGUAGUGUGAAGGUAGAAGGGUUGGUUGAUGUGGUUGACAUUGUUGGGACGGGAGGUGAUGGAGCAAACACGGUGAACAUUUCCACAGGGGCUUCAAUACUUGCUGCAGCUUGUGGUGUGAAAGUUGCAAAGCAAGGAAACAGGUCAAGUUCUUCUGCAUGUGGAAGUGCCGAUGUAUUAGAGGCUCUGGGAGUAGCUAUUGAUUUGGGGCCUGAGGAGGUGAAGAGGUGCUUGAAUGAAGGAGGAAUUGGAUUUAUGAUGGCUCCAAGAUAUCACCCAGCAAUGAAGAUUGUCGGCCCCGUGAGGAAAAAGCUGAAAGUGAAAACUGUGUUCAACAUAUUGGGCCCAAUGUUGAAUCCAGCAAGAGUACCCUUUGCUGUUGUCGGUGUAUACAUGGAAGACUUGGUCCUGAAAAUGGCUAAAGCAUUGCAGCGCUUUGGCAUAAAAAGAGCAUUAGUUGUUCAUUCAGAGGGCUUAGAUGAAAUGAGCCCCCUUGGACCUGGGCUAAUCCUCGAUGUCACUCCAGAAAAGAUUGAGAAGUUCUCAUUUGAUCCAUUGGAGUUUGGUAUUUCUCGCUGCACUCUUGAUAGUUUGCGAGGCGGAGGUCCGGAAUAUAAUGCGGAAGUACUAAAGCGUGUAUUGUCAGGGGAGAAAGGGUCCAUUGCCGAUGCAUUGAUAUUAAAUGCGGCGGCUGCUUUAUUGGUUAGUGGCCAUGUGAAAACCUUGAGUGAAGGAGUAACUUUGGCUCGUGAAACACAAGAAUCAGGAAAAGCUCUUGAGAAGCUUGAUUUGUGGAUAGAUAUUUCCAAUAAAUCGAAAAAAGAUGCAGCCCUGAAGGGUGCUUGAGGCUCCAAUAUCAAUUAGAGAGUUUGAAGAUUGAAAGCCGUAUAUAAAGUAUGGCAAAGAUCAAAGUAUUUGGACAUGUGAAGGAUUCAAUUAAUGGAUGUAUUUAUCAUUAUAAUUCAAAUUGUUGGAACAUAUUGUUUAAACAAUAAGAAAGUUCACUACUUAUCAAAAAAAAUAAGAAAGUUCACUAAUUAUAUUUUGAAUAGCCAAAUUUUGUAAUUGGUAGAGCUUGUGCUUCAGGUUGAAAAUCGGGAGAUGAUUAUGUCAGUGUUGUUCCUCAAAAUGAAAGACAUCUACAAGAAUUUCUGAAUGCGGCAUUUUGAUUUUUGAAA